AUGCCGACCAGCUCCGUCAGCAGCCAGUCGUCGGGCAUGCAGUUAAUCCCUCUCAGUGAUUAUCUACAGAAGGCGGACGACACAAACUUUGUCUGGGACGAGGACAGUAGGGAACAGUCAGAUGAGUGGCUGGACCCCAUCCGCGAGGCCGGCCUGGACUACCGGAAGCAUAAGGUGUUCGCCGCCCAUACCGGACACAAGCGCCCAAAACCACCGAAGCCAUUCACCCGCUCCGGGCCCGAGCUGGGUGACUCGGGCUCGACAGUCGUCUACCGGGUAACAGCCCCGGCUGGUGUCGACUACGGGCGCCCGCUGGCCCUCAAGGUCAUCUCCCUACGAGAUGGCAGCCGGCCGAUGGGGGCGACCAGUCAGGCUCGCCUGCGGGCCCUGGGCGAGGUCGCUACUCUCGCCGCGCUUCGUCACCCGCACAUCGUCCGGUAUGUUGCCUCCUACGAGGAGUUCAGCGUCCAGCCGUGGCUCCUACCACACUGGUCUCCGCGGCCGAAGUCGCACUCGGCGAAGCAGUUGGCGAAGGCGGCGGCCCCCGAGCCGGACGAUGAUGUCAACAGCGGGCGGAGCACACGCAUUGGGCGGCACGUCCUGGGGAUUGCGAUGUACCCUCCAGGGCAGUGCAAUCUGCGCACGCUGAUGGAGGAGGUCGCUGUUGCCCCCGACACGUCGGGCUGGAUCAUGGCAUGCAUGCACAAUUACUUCGGGUGCCUCUCCCAAGCCGUUGCGUACUUGCACCGAAAUAGCGUUCGGAUCCGCCACAAGGACAUCAAGCCCGAGAACAUCGUCAUUGACAAGUGGGGAGUCCCCAUCCUCACCGACUUCGGCCUCUCCAAACACUUCGAAAGGGGCCAGUAUUCUCAAGGACCAACGUUCAAGACGCUCAAGUACGCGGAUCCAGAAGCUAUAAAGGAGAGACCUCGCGAUGAGCGCUCCGAUAUCUUCUCUCUCGGCUGUGUCUUCCUCGAAAUUGCUACCGUCCUCCUCGGCCAACACCCCGAAUAUGCUGAGCAGCAGCUCAGCAACGGCACCAAGGAGAGCUAUGACUUCCACUACUCCGAACACCUUCAUAACCUUGACUCCUACUUGGAGAAGCUUUCAAACCAAGUCGCUCCAGAUCUCAUUGCUUCUGACCCCUCGCGCGAAGCUUCGGCCAAGGCCAUCGUUGCUGUGCUCCCUUACAUCCGACAAAUGAUGGAUGUAUCACAAUGGCGCCGUCCAAAAGCGAAAGAACUGUACCCUUGGUUUCGCCAUUUGUAUGAUAUCCACGAACAUCCCGGCCCUUGCAGGACGUGCGAAGAGGAGCGCCGAACGGGUCGUGCUAUUCCCCUACCCAACGGCGACGAUGACGACGACAACAACAGUCGAAGAAGCUGCUCAAGCCCUGAAAGGACUGGGCCACCCAGCUCGGCGCCAGUUUCUAGGACUGCGACAUCCCUUUGCCUGGCCAAUCUCGGUCGUCACAACACUCAGAUUUCGCUUGCUAGCACGUGUCCUUCAUCGCAACCAGCGCCACGGGUACCAUUUGAGACUUAUGAGCCGCCGUCCACACCGCCUAUCUGGAAGACUGAGUUCCAGGAUGAGAUGAUAGUUGAGUGGUCGGAGCCAUUGGAAGAUGAGGGUGGUGACACUGAUAUGGAUUUGUGGGAUAACUGA
Thermochaetoides thermophila DSM 1495 is the source of this 1665-nucleotide messenger RNA. RefSeq lists its product as uncharacterized. Gene Ontology annotation, molecular function: ATP binding; protein kinase activity. The transcript has a single exon. Bases 1 to 1665 code for a protein of 554 amino acids. Gene Ontology annotation, biological process: protein phosphorylation. Lineage: Eukaryota; Fungi; Ascomycota; Sordariomycetes; Sordariales; Chaetomiaceae. The record is from RefSeq and is a predicted model, not a curated record.